AUGGAGGCCUUCCUGGAAGAAUUCGGCUCCGAGCUCCUGGAGCGACCGGAGGUCCAAGUCCUUGCGGAGCUCCUCCAGAAACCCGAUGCCUCUCCUACCGCGGCCGUCCAACGACUCCUUCAGAGCCGCGAGAUCCCACCGCAGAAGGGGGACGAGUCCCCGAGCAGCAACAACACAAACGGCGCAGGCAAUCAUGCUUGGUUUACGAUGUUCCCGCUGGUCGAACUCGCGAGUCUCACCCCGGCUGCGCAGCAGGCCAAGCUCAUCGAGUUCGUCGCCCAGCUUCAAAAGACUCCCGUCAUCGACCCGGUCACGGCGCAACCGCCGACAGUGGCCGAUGAUCUGAAACUCUGGACCGACCUUCCCUACCUCCGCAUUUACUUGGCCGAUAGAUCUGGUUUCCGUGCGUGGACCCCCUCCCUUUCUCUCUUUCCUUUCUCCUUUCCGCCGCUGUUUGGCUCGUUCGCACCCACCUCCGCUGACUGGGACCAAGCAGGUUAUGUUAAAAAGGCAUACCCCGAGGCAGAGGAGUAUCCCCCAGCCGAGGUCCGGGAGUGGGAGAACCGGAACGCGUUCAUGGCGCAGCUGACGGCCGCGGCGGAUGAGCUCAGCCAUCCCAUGGACUUCUCGCUCUAUGGCCUGUACGCGUGCCGGAGCGCAUUUGAGGAAAAAGAAGAACCGGUGGAGGAGGCGGUGCGCGCGGCCUGUAUCUGGUUCAUCUAUGCCGGAGCGCGGAUGUGGGAGAAUUGUCAGGCGCGGCGGGGGUUCGGGGAUAGUCCGGAUGACCCACGCUACUUCGAUCUGCCCCGAUGGCGGCGCUGGGAGGAGGGACUGCAGGCGGCACGGCGCGAGUUUCGUCGGCAGAGUACGCAGGAGCUGAUCCAAACGGCAUUGAUGGAACUGGGAAGGGCCCAGAGCAGGAUACACUGAGGCUUCCAUAGAUCAGGUGGAAGGUGUAACUCUCGUGGCGUUUGGUCCUUAUAGUCUAGUACAGUAGUUCUACUUUUGAACU
Messenger RNA from Aspergillus aculeatus ATCC 16872, 1012 nucleotides. Its product is annotated as DUF3632 domain-containing protein. The transcript has a single exon. The record is from RefSeq and is a predicted model, not a curated record. Bases 1 to 930 code for a protein of 309 amino acids. Lineage: Eukaryota; Fungi; Ascomycota; Eurotiomycetes; Eurotiales; Aspergillaceae.